Molecule: messenger RNA, 1212 nt
Organism: Hipposideros armiger (great roundleaf bat)
Lineage: Eukaryota; Metazoa; Chordata; Mammalia; Chiroptera; Hipposideridae
Product: melanoma-associated antigen B2-like
Exons: 3
Biological process (GO): negative regulation of transcription by RNA polymerase II
Cellular component (GO): nucleus
Source: RefSeq, a predicted model, not a curated record
AUGGGGGUGAGGCUUUAUCCUAAGGUGGUGUCAGGAGAUGCGCAGAAGGAGGACCUCAAGGUCAUUGGUGUCAGGGUGGGCCUCAGAGAGAUGCUGGUCUUGGGUUUGAAGAGUCUACAUGAGAGCAGCAGAGGAGAGAGGAGGAGGGGUGUGUCUUGUCAAAAUCCAUACGAUGAUCCUGAAUGUGAACUCGAAAGCACUUCCCAAACCCAGAAACAAUGGUUCCCCUUACCAGGCCCUGCCGUCACCCCAGUACUGGCAUCACCUACUCUGCCCACACUGGUGCCUGCUGUGCCUAACUGUGUCAUCAUGCCUCAGGGUCAGAAGCGUAAGCCCCUUGCCCCGGGCAAACACCACCAGGGUGGAGAUGGGACUGAGAAUGAGACUGAGCGUCUCAGAGUUGAUCAGGCCGCUGCAGCAGCAGCAGCAGCAGAAGACUGCCCCUCUGCUCCUGUUUCUGGGGGUUCUCCCCCGAGCUCCCUUGCUGCUGGCCCUAUCCAGGAACCUCAGGGAGCCUCAGCCGCUCAUUCCUCUGAGGCAAGUGUCUCAUGCCCACGACCUGAUGAAGUUGCCCAGAGCCUAGGUGAGGAGAGCACAAGCACCUCAGGCCGUGCAGCACCGUCCGCUCUGACUGUUCGCAAAGAUCAUCUGACCAAGAAGACAAACAAGCUGGUGCGGUUCCUGCUGGAGAAGUAUAAAAUGAAUGAGUGCAUUAAGCGGUCUGAAAUGAUAAAGGUGGUCAACGAGAAGUGCAAGCAGCAGUUCCCUGAGGUCCUCAGGAGAGCCUCUGAGCACAUGGAGCUGGUCUUUGGCCUCGAGGUGAAGGAAGUCGAUUCCAGCAAUGAAUCCUAUGCCUUUAUCAACCUGCUGGACCUCCCCAGUGAGGGAACUCUGAGCAGGGAUAGGAGUGUGCCCAAGAUGGGUCUCCUCAUGAAUAUCCUGAGCGUGAUCUUCAUGAAGGGCAACCGCGCCCCCGAGGAGGAGAUCUGGAAACACCUCCGCCUGCUGGAGGUCUAUGCUGGGAGGAGGCACGCCGUCUUCGGGGAGCCCAAGGAGCUCAUCACCAAAGAUUUCGUGCAGCAAAACUACCUGGAGUACCGCCAGGUGCCCGGCACUGAUCCUCCAAGCUACGAGUUCCUGUGGGGCCCAAGAGCCAAGGCUGAGACCACCAAGAUGAAAGUGCUGGAGAUUAUGGCCAGGCUCAUUGAGACC